Messenger RNA from Zea mays, 1348 nucleotides. Its product is annotated as glutathione S-transferase T3-like. Lineage: Eukaryota; Viridiplantae; Streptophyta; Magnoliopsida; Poales; Poaceae. The record is from RefSeq and is a predicted model, not a curated record. The transcript has 4 exons. The coding region runs from base 339 to 1235 and encodes 298 amino acids.
GCCGUCUUGCAGGCUGCAGGCUGCCAUCCGUCUCGUCUCCCUUCGGUGCCGCCAUCCUCAGAGUCCUCGAUCCAUCGUCCUGCAAGUUGCGUCUCGUCUCCUUCCACGGUUCCCCUGACUAGAUGGAUGGCCGGUCUCGUUCCCCCUUGUCACGGCCGUCGGCGAAGAAUAGGUGUAUGUCUUUGAAUAAGGUUCUUGAUGCAAUCGGAGGUGCUUCGUAGCCCGCCCGUGCCGCGUCUCAGCAAGUUCCAACACCGGCGUCUCGCUAUCGUCCGUCAAUCGCCGAUGGUGAUCAUCGAUCUGCAUCACAGGCGACACAACAGGCUCCUUUGUCGAACAUGGAUGGCUAUAGCUCGAUGUCACCUGGGUACUUCACUAACCUACUGAACCGAGAGCAUGACGAUGUUUUUAUCCUUGAGGAAAACAUGAGAACUGAAAAUGAAGUUAUCGAGUACCCACCAGUGAACGAAUUGAUCUCACAGUCAAAACCAAAGGGUCGUUCCAAGAAUUUCAAUGAAGCUGAAGAUAUAUUGUUGAUUUCAGCAUAUCUUAAUAUAAGUAAAGAUGCUGUUGUUGGAAAGGAUCAAAAGGAUGGUAGAUUUUGGGAAAGAGUUGAAAAAUACUUUCAUGACAAUAAGACGUUUGAUUCGGAUCGCAAUUGGUCGUCCUUGAAGCAUCGAUGGAGUAGUACUAUUCAUAAAGAAAUGAGUAUGUUUCAAGGUUUUGUAGAUGCCAUAGAAAGGAAGAAUGGAAGUGGCAAGACAAUGAGUGAUAAGCUGGCAGAAGCUAGUACAAUGUUCCAGGAACUUAAAGGAAAGACAUUUUCACUCUUCCAUGCAUGGAAUAUUCUUAAGAAUGAGCCAAAGUGGGCAGAAGAGAAGAUAGCAAAGGAAGACAAUGGCAACGGGGAAAAUCAUCCGAAUUCAGAAAGACCUCUAGGAAGGAAAGCUGAAAAGGAAAAGGCUAAAGGAAAAAACCGUAGUGAGGAAGAACCUGAUCCUUUCAUUGAGGAAGUCAAAAAAAUGAGAGAAACAAGAGAGAAAAUUGAGACAGAACGAAAGGAACGUGAUGACAAGUUUAUCGAGCUUGACACAAAAAAACUCAACUUGGAGCAAGACCAGCAUGAUAAGGUGAUAAUGACAAUGGACAUAAGUUCAAUGGAUGACCAAGCAAAGCAGUACUUUAGGCUGCUGAAAGAUGAGAUUUUAGCUCGCCGUUUUGGGAGUCAGCACUAGGUUUUUAGUUUUUUAGAAUAAAUAUUCUGAAUGUUUGUGUUCAAGCAGUCAUAAAACAUCUUGGGUAUAUGUUUCAGUUUUUUAGAAUAAAUACUCUGAAUGUUUAUGUUCAA